AUGGCGUCGCCUGAGAACAAGGAGAAUCGUGCACCGAUAACGUCGAGCGACCCUCUCCAGCGCAAGGGCGGGUCGCUGUCGCCGAAGAAGAAUGGCCGCAAGGGCAGAAGCAAGAGCAUCGGACCAGGCACUCUCGAGGAACCAGAACCACCGCAACAGAGCGCGAAGGACAGGCGGAAAUCGGCAUUUGUGCCCGCGACCAAGUCCAUCUUGAGCAAAGAUGAUCUUAAGGAGAAGGCGGCGCGUCGCAAGUCGAUGAUGAACCGGCGCGUCUCCUUUGCGCCUGAGGCUACACUGCAUACUUGGGACAUCGUCGAGUACGCCAAGGACCACACGACAUCGACAGACACGUCUUCCGAGAGCACACGACGGGCAUCGCAGUGGAGUGCUUCUUCAAGUUCGCCGGCACCACAGUCAGAUGACGCGCAGGAAGCAGAGGACGCAGAGCUGCUCUCUGCCCAGACUUCGCCAGCAAAGGAGGCAGAGAAGAAGAAACGACGGAGCUCUGGCAUUCCACCGAUGGACUUCAACAACCCGGAAGAUGCCUUUUCGAGCAGUGAUGCGGAGGGCAGCGAGGAGGAGGAGGAGGAGGAGGAAGAUGAUGGUGUUGUGUCUGGGGACGAUACUGGCACAGCCAUGAGCUUGGAUGUGGACGACGUCACAGUACAGUCUACCGCUGCAAGCGACGACAGCACAGGCUCCAGUGCACGGCUUGAGAUGGCAUUGCGACAAGCCUCAUCCGCAGCUGGAACUCGAGGAAUCGAGUGGGACGAGUAUGGCGACCAAUCAAUGGAAAUAGCAGGCGACGAGAUCACAAAUGCGUUAAAGCCGUGGGCACAGAGGCAGCCGACCGAGGCACCAGGGUCCGCCGGGAUGGACCAGGAGAACAUCAAUCCGUUUUCGCCUGCCUUUAGUAAAGCAGCAACACGGCCUGAGACUGUCGAGGAGGAAGACGAGGAAGACAUGAGUAUGGACGUGACUCGUGCCGUGGGUGGCAUCGUUCGAGCACCUCCAGCUGAGGAGCCGAGCUCGCCCACGAGCGACGAUUCUAUGGACUUGACGCAGGCUAUUGGCAAGAUCAUCGGACAGAAGAGGCGCAGAUCCGCGAGCGGAGCUGGAUCACCAGCAGCUCCAGCUGUGCAACCAAAACGAAGACGUUCUUCGGCAGCUGGGUCAUCGAUGGGCGAGGAUACUAUGGAAUUGACAGUUGCAGUUGGUGGUAUUCGAAGCAUGGGAUCUCCAGCCAAGCAAGAGAGGCGUAAGAGCCUGCGAAGUCGAAGAUCUUCAGGCGCUGUGUCUGAUGUGUCAGAGGCUACAAUGGAGUUCACACAGGCAAUUGGUGGUAUCCGGCCCAACAAGGCCGAGCCAACUGACAACAGCUUUGCUGGUGACGAAGACUUAUCUAUGGAGCUGACCACUGUUCUCGGUGGCAUCAAGGCCAAGCAGCUGGGUGGUGCUAGGAACGGGCGACCCAUUACUCCACAGACAUCAGAAUCGCCUGUUCGCUCGGCUGCCAACACUACACCGAAAGAUCAAGAGCGCUUCAAGGACACUCCUGACAUGGGAGCCAAACAGCUGCUUACACCAAUAUUGCAAAAGUCCAACGAGAAAUCCGCAUCAGGUACGAAGUCCCGGCUGUCACGGUCACCUCUGCGACAGGUUCAAUCCGGUCAGGCGUCGCCCGUAAGAUCGCCGUUGAAGGAGGAGGUCUCAUACCCUGAGCUGCCUGCAUCGAAUGACAAGCCUUCGCCUGUGAGAACUCCAAGCUCAAGUCUGGAACGUGCAAGAUCGAACAAGACACCUGAAGCACGCGAGCAUGUCGGACUGCAAGCGCCAGAGUUGUCUCCAGUACAGGCCAAGCAGCAGCGCAGCUCGCCACCUGUCAAGAGUGCAGCUGUCACCCCCGAGAAGCUUGACUUGUCACAAGAGUCGAAAGAUCUCACGAACACGAUCAAGCUGCUGAACACGCCUAGGAAGGAAGCAUUGAAGACUGUGACGCCCAAGAAGCAGCCGAUAGCCAGACAGAUAUCUCCAGUCAGGGGCAUGACACCACGAGGCCGACCGACACCCAAGGCGAAAGAGCCCACGGCUGCGAUUCCUUCUCCGGUCAGACGCCUUAACGAGGAUCUUGACAGGAUUUCGGCAGACGGACCGCAAGCAGAGAGGGUCGGCCUGAACGACUUCCUCACUAAGGCUGGUAUCCGCUUCAUGGACCUCCUGACCACGACAAAGCGCCGCUUGACAGUCGCUCCUACUCCAUCGAAAGCCAGGGGCACUCCUCAAGUUGACGAAGACAUCAACCUCGAAAAUGCAACGACUGCUGCCGCUUGCACGAUCCCGGAGCUUGAGCUCUAUCAGCAUGCAUGUCAUGAGCUCAAGCGAUACACAAAAGAAGGCAAGCAAAUGAUUGCUGAGCUCGAGACAGCAGUGCAGAAAGAGCAGCCGCCGCUGAUGAAGGCUUACAUGCACGCUGCACCUGAAAGGAAGCUAGCUCUCGAUGCUCACAUGCGUGAGAUGAAGACAAACGCGCGUCUGAGGAGCAAAGAGAUGUGGUAUGGGUGGCGAAGUCAGCUUAAAGACGAGCUCAUGGGCGGCCUCCAGUCGAUUGGUGAAGGCAUGAUCAAGGACGAUGAGCUUCUUACAAGAUCUGAGGAGGUCCUCGAGCAGACUCUGCCUCCUCUUGCCGCAAAGCAUGCCGAACUGCAAGCAGAAGCUGAUCGCCUAGAGGAAUCUGUCAACGCUAUUCCAGAAGAAGAGAAGGAGGAGCUCAACGCAACGAGAGAAGAAUUGACCCGCGUCAACUCUGAGUUUCGAGAAAAACAGCAAAUGCUCGAGGUGUUGAGGAAGCAGGUCGAGGAGCAAGAAGCCACUGUUGAGCACCUCCAGGACAGCAAAGAAGAGUUUAUGGCAGCGAUACAGGAAGCCAACCGGGUUCGAGAAGCUUGUCGUGGAGUCUCCUUGAAGGAGAUCACUGCGCUGAAAGAUUCUGUGAAGCACAUCGAAGAUACCUUUGGCUGGUGCAUCACUUCGGCGUCCGCCGCACCUUCGACCGUCACCAUGACUUAUCGAUCUCAACUUCAGCUCUUUUUCCACCCCAAAGCCUUCGACACCAAUAGCGAAGAUUCCGAUCGACCCAACGCUGCCAUCCAUCUGACCUACGUUGGAUCUGAGAAGAAACCUUUGACGACCACAUUACGAUUCUUCCUCCAGCUCCUUCAAGCCACACUUCACGCGCUACCUCAAUGCUCAACUAAACUCUCAGACUUCCUCUCCCUAGCUAGCGACGGCUGGGACACUGCGCUCGGGGUUGCAGAAUCCGAGCGUCGGCUCAAUCUCGAAGCUCUAGCUAGCUCAAGGAUAUUGUCCGAUGAACAGCUUGCGAUAGAGGCGGAUGUCCUGCUUGUAAAGGUCAAGACCAAGGUGCGAGCCAGCUUCGUGCUGCGUGCAGGGGUGGGUCCGGACAUGAAGCUCAGUGUUAGAGCCGAUUCAACAGUCGCUGUGGUAUACGGCGAGCAGUAUAAUGAGAAGAACAUGACGGAGUUUGUGAAGAAUGUUGCAGGUGAUGGCGUGGAGGGAUGGGAUCUGGCUGUAAGGGGCAUGAGGGAGAAGUUGAUUGCCAGGGGUGCGAAAGGAGCGAGGAAGUGA
Fulvia fulva is the source of this 3645-nucleotide messenger RNA. Its product is annotated as Kinetochore protein spc7. Bases 1 to 3645 code for a protein of 1214 amino acids. Gene Ontology annotation, biological process: protein localization to kinetochore; mitotic spindle assembly checkpoint signaling; mitotic sister chromatid biorientation. Lineage: Eukaryota; Fungi; Ascomycota; Dothideomycetes; Mycosphaerellales; Mycosphaerellaceae. The record is from RefSeq and is a predicted model, not a curated record. The transcript has 2 exons.